This is a messenger RNA of Parnassius apollo (apollo), 399 nucleotides long. The record is from the annotation of a GenBank genome assembly. Lineage: Eukaryota; Metazoa; Arthropoda; Insecta; Lepidoptera; Papilionidae.
AUGACUACGUCUAAUUCAAGUUCUAGAGAUAUAAGCCUGCAACUGUCGUCGUCACCGGUUUUGAAAGUUGCAGACAUUACCGAUGCCCUCGAAGAUUCGUACCUGGAUAUUUUAUCAGACGAUGAUGACGCUAAACAGUCAGAAGAGUCACCUCUUAAGAAGAGAACUAAUAAAAUAUGGAACGUUGCACCACUGUUCGAUGUUGUUCUUCGCGGUUGUCGCGCUCAGCCGAGAAUGGAUCACAUCAGCAUAGACGAAAUGAGUAUACCAUUUAGUGGCCAGUGCGGUAUACGUCAAUACUGUCCAGGAAAGCCUAAUCCCGUUGGUAUAAGAUAUUUGUGUAACAGUUUGAGAUAUGGUGAUUUAUCAAGGGUGUACGACAUUAAAAAAAUUAUGUAA